Molecule: messenger RNA, 1398 nt
Organism: Microsporum canis CBS 113480
Lineage: Eukaryota; Fungi; Ascomycota; Eurotiomycetes; Onygenales; Arthrodermataceae
Product: bZIP transcription factor HacA
Exons: 2
Coding region: 1-1398 (465 amino acids)
Biological process (GO): positive regulation of transcription by RNA polymerase II
Molecular function (GO): DNA-binding transcription factor activity, RNA polymerase II-specific
Source: RefSeq, a predicted model, not a curated record
AUGGACUCGGUGUCGCCCUCGUCUGCCGCAGAGAUACCUCGCCUGACUGUCUCGCCCGCAGACACCACUCUCAAGUUCGAGGACGUUGUCCCUGAUGGCCUGGCCAAGGUUGACGUCCCCAAGCCCGCUGAGAAGAAGCCGGUCAAGAAACGCAAGUCGUGGGGGCAGGAGCUGCCUACCCCAAAGACCAAUCUCCCUCCCAGAAAACGAGCAAAGACGGAAGACGAAAAGGAACAGCGGCGGAUAGAGCGGGUACUACGCAACCGUGCCGCCGCACAGAUCUCCCGAGAGCGCAAGAGGCUCGAGAUCGAGAAGCUCGAGGGAGAGAAACUCAAGAUCGAGCAGCAGAACGAGUUCCUCCUUCGCCGUCUCUCCCAGAUGGAGGAGGAGAACAACCGGUUAAACCAGCAGGUGGCGAAGCUGGCCUCCGAGAUACAGACGUCCAAGUCCAAUCCCGGCAGCCCAGCAUCCUCAGCCAGCGCCUCGAACAUCACUGCCACCCUCGCCUCCUCGGCUUCUCCCACCCUUGCCCCCGUCCUGUUCAAACAGGAGAACGACCUACUCUCCGUGGACAAGAUGGAUAGCAUACUCUUCACCGCCGACGCCUCUACCAUUUCUACUACUACGGCUACCGCCAACAGCACCCAGACCUUCUCACCCUCUGUCCUCGCCCUCUCUCCGGCUGACUUUGACCAUUCCUCCGCCUCCGCCUCCGAUAUGACACAACAUCCUGCAGCGGUGUUGUGUGACCUGCAGUGUCAAUCGGAGGCCCCGGCCUGGAUGAUCUCGACGUCAACCUCAACCUACCUCUCCUUCAUGAACAUGAUCAUGUUCACCCUCCCCCUCUAUCAGACGCUGACCUCAGCCGCUUAUUCGACGCUGAUUCAGCCAGCGAGCCUGAUCUUUCAUUCCUUGAAGACGGGCUCUCCCUUGGCCUUCUCCCCGGCUCAGAUCUCGGCUCUUUUGCCUUUGAUUCUCUGGUUGAUCUCGGUCCCGACGACGACAACCACCAAAAACAGCUCGACCAUGAGUUCGACGACUCGAUCGGUUUUCCGGAGCAGACUCCUCUCCCGGCUUCUAGCUUGCAGCCCAGCUUUGGCGCGUCCCUUGAGAGAUGCGACGAGCAGGGAAUUGCAGCUGGUGCUCAGUGAGAGUGCAAUGCUCGGAUCUUCUCGGUCAGGUCAGUCGAUCGCUCAGUCGCGACGAAGAUGGGAAUCACUCGUCACCAUUCUCUUUUCUAUCGAUCGGGCGAGGAAAACAACAACAUCAUCAAGGGGGAGGUACAGCGGCAGAUCUUUGAGAGAUCGGCCAAGGAAGGUUAUUGGGGUCAGCAAACAGUCACCGGCGAAGCGAGGGUCACUUUCUCGGUCACGGCGUUCGGGGUGCAUGGAGAAUUAA